This is a messenger RNA of [Torrubiella] hemipterigena, 2460 nucleotides long. The record is from the annotation of a GenBank genome assembly. Lineage: Eukaryota; Fungi; Ascomycota; Sordariomycetes; Hypocreales; Clavicipitaceae.
CUCCCGUUAUCACCAAGCAUCCCUUCCGUGACAUGGUCUGAACCCUGCCAUCUCGCGCCACCUCAUCUCGUCAUGCCAUUGCAACAGAAGCUCGGCGUCUUUGCCGGAGCUGCAUUGCUUCGCUUUCUAUUAUUUAUUCUCUUUCCGGCCUUGCCCGACCUCCUGACGGGCCGCGUCGAGAUCUCGACCCCUGUGACAAGCUUUAAGCGACUCCAAGAAGGCUUAUUUCUCUACAACAAUAAUGUCAACCCUUACGACGGUGGUGUCUUUCACCAGGCUCCCCUCCUUCUGCCUCUCUUUUCCUUUCUUCCCGACGUCAAGGCCUGGCCACUCUUCACUGCGGCUCUCUUCAUCGCUGUCGACCUAAUCAGUGCCUCGGCGCUUUGGAACAUCUCAGAGUCUGGAGAGGCCGGCCAAUCGAAGCAAUACACGUCCCCUCGCCGGUCCAAGCGCUCCAGUGGCCUACUUGUUGCCGCGUCGUUCCUAUUCAACCCAUACACGAUCGCUACGUGUCUUGGUCGAUCGACGAGCUCUUUUUCGACUUGUGCUAUCCUGCAGGCAGUCUCUGCUGCCAUCAACGGCGCCCCGUUCAGCGCCAUGGUUGCUCUGUCGUUCGCAUCAUAUCUCUCCUUGUACCCGAUUCUGCUGCUGCCACCAGUUAUCCUCCUCGCCUAUGAUCGUCAAUCUUCAAGGAAAAAGAUCGACUACGCUCCUCUGUUCGCCGCCAAAAACGUUCUCAGCGUCUCAGUCAUUAUGAGCAUCCUCUUCGGCAUGUCUUACAUCAUUACCGAUAAUUCUUGGGAGUUUUUGGCUCGCACAUACGGUAUCCAGCUUACCCUUUCCGAUCUGACACCGAAUGUUGGCCUCUGGUGGUACUUCUUCAUCGAAAUCUUCGACUCGUUCCGUGGAUUCUUCCUUGCUGUCUUCUGGCUGUUCCUGCUCGGAUAUGUUGGCGCCUUGUCGAUUCGUCUCCGUUCGCAGCCGCUGGCAGCCAUUUCGAUAUUGUUGGGCAUCUUCUCCAUCUUCAAGCCGUAUCCGUCGGUUUCGGAUGCUGGACUGUUCCUUGCUGUCCUGCCUUUAUUCCGCCAUCUGUUUCCACUUAUGCGAUACACAUUUGUUGCUUCAUCGACUGUGCUAUACUCAACCUUCCUGGGACCAGCAUUCUAUCACCUUUGGGUUUAUGCCGGUAGCGGCAACGCCAACUUCUUCUACGCCAUCACCCUGGUCUGGAGUCUGGGCCAGAGUCUGCUGGUGUCCGACUUGGCUUUCGCCGUGCUGAGGGAUGAGCUCGAUAUUGAGAGACCAGAAUUGGUCGGAAAAGAGAUCAAGCAGAUUUAAAAAGCUAUAGAGAUAGAAACAUGCUCUGGCGAGGACACCUCCCGGCUUGCCAAGUUUUACGAACCAUCAAACGCAAGAUGUAUAUUAGGCGUAAUGAAAAUGAUCUUUAAUCAUUACAUGAGAAUGAAGAUGAGAGUGAUUAUAAUGUGUCAUUAAAAGAACUAAAUCGUACAAAGAUACUGAUACAAAUGUGUAGUGUACAUGUAGUUUCUUGACCUAAUCCAAGUCUGAGGCUCGCGGGCUAAAGGCAGGUGAGGCCAUAGGUCCCAUGGCACUAUUCAGCAUGGAACCAAGCUGGCCAAAGUCACUUAGCCUGCUUCCCCCAUGAAACUGCCUCCAAGUUUGCGUUGCAAGCCCAAACGGUGGCAUUUGUCGGUAGUAAUACACUCCGAAGCUAGCGGCACAUCCAGUCGCCAGUAGUCCAAAAGCAGCAAAGAAGGUCCUCGAGUCAACACCAGAGAUCUUUUCUUCCGUGCGCCUGCGCAUCUCACUAGAGUAGUGAUCUCCAACGCCUGGAAUAUGACGGAUGACAGAAUCAGCAAACCGGCUGGUGGCUGCCGCAAAUGUCUGUUUGUCCGCAGGUGACAACGAUACCGCACCAAGCGUGGGCAAAUUCUUCGACUGAACGCUAUUAACAAACCCACAGAGCUGAGGCGCAUUAUCCUCCAUCCAAUCUCGCGCAAAAGAGCGAGGGACUGGAGCGCGGAGCAGCAGCGCAAGAUAUCCAAAAGCAAGACAGUCCAGGGAUGACAGGCCACCAGACGCGCCAAAGAAGCUGGGAUGGCCAGUUUCUUGUUUACCAGUAGCAAGAGCCUCCUCGAGUAAUCCUAGGCAAUUCUCUGAUAUACUGUACAGGCGGAUUGCAGCCGCUUGCUCUGGCGUCAUCUCGUCCUGCACCGUCUUCUUGGCCUGCUGCAGCGGCAGAUGCUUGCGAAACGACUCUGGAAUGGCCACGCUUCCCGCUGUGAUGUGGAGACCACUAUUAGGAUCCAGAUCUGCAUCCAGCUCAGCCAGACCUAAAUGCGCCGUGCGCGCAAUGGCUUCGGCGCGGAUCAGGAGCGGCUGCGUCCACGUUAGCGGGAACGGCAGCAGUGAGCUGUACGCUGGACGUGUGGUGGCGGC